GCCGGCAAGUUCAGCAUGGUGCAGCCCCAUUAUCCCGGCCUGGUCAUGUACAAUGCUCAACCGCCACCGGCACAUAAGGGCUUCUCUUCCGUCUACCACGACCCAAAGACAGGUCUACCGCGGCCGCCAGUAUAUGCAGCAUACCCCGCCCCCGGCCAGUUUCCUCACCCGCUGUAUUCUCCGGAGUUUACCAGCGCUUCCUGGCACAGAUCUCAUUACCCUAUCACCUCAGGUGCCUUUGCGGGCUCUUUUCCGCCAUCGUUAACAUCUUUAUCUUGUUAUGGGCCUUCAGGGAUCCUACCUCACCUCGGCCACCCAGGCAUUCCACACCCGGCAUCUUUAGGCCCGGGACCCAAGUCAGAACUCAUGUCUCCCCAACUUUUGCAAGAGACUCACAGGCAGCUGAACUCAUUGCACAGAGAUGAAAAUUCCAGCUGCAAGCCCUCCCACCACAGCCCAGGUGCCGGAGAAGACACCAGGAAAAGGCCCUAUGUCAAGAAGCCCUUAAACGCCUUUAUGUUGUUUAUGAAAGAGAUGAGGCCAAAGGUCAUCUCUGAGUGUACAUUGAAAGAGUCUGCAGCUAUUAACCAGAUUCUUGGCCGGAGGUGGCAUGCCUUGGACAGGUCCGAGCAAGCUAAGUACUAUGACAUGGCCAGGAAAGAGAAGGAAGUCCACCUACAGCGCUAUCCUGGCUGGAGUGCCAGGGAUAAUUACGCAGCUCACCAGAAAAAGAAGAAGCGGAAAAAGGAUGGAGAGUGCCCCAAUGACAGAAAAUGCCGAGCUCGAUACGGGGUAGACCAGCAGUCCAGAUGGUGCAAGCCGUGCAGAUCUUUACAUGAACGAUCUGACCAGCCGGUGGUCGAGACUGACCAGAAUCACUUCGUACUAGUCAAGGCGAAAGAAGAAGUGCAUCCGUUAUAA
Messenger RNA from Candidula unifasciata, 921 nucleotides. The record is from the annotation of a GenBank genome assembly. Lineage: Eukaryota; Metazoa; Mollusca; Gastropoda; Stylommatophora; Geomitridae.